Molecule: messenger RNA, 3969 nt
Organism: Tribolium madens (black flour beetle)
Lineage: Eukaryota; Metazoa; Arthropoda; Insecta; Coleoptera; Tenebrionidae
Exons: 9
Coding region: 152-3925 (1257 amino acids)
Biological process (GO): ribosome biogenesis
Cellular component (GO): nucleolus
Source: RefSeq, a predicted model, not a curated record
UUAUCCACGUGCGUGUUUCAAAUUUAUUUACAUCCAUUUAUUAAUUUUAUUAUUUGUGCAAAUGUUUUAAGAUAGAAAAAAUGUUGGAAGACGAUGUAUCGUUUACUAUGCCGUUAGGUAAUUAUAGUAACUAUCAAAAUAAAAUAAAAAAAUGAAUUUCUCUAGAGAUCAAGUUUUAGAACUUAUAGAAAGAGUACAAAACGGUGAACAGGAACUUUCAAAAGAGGAACUUACAACUUUAUUAAAAAAUCAACACUCUCUUACAUAUUUUAAAUAUAAUGUUGAUGAGUAUUGUAAAUUACACAGUCUUGUCAUUGCUAAUCUAUGUAACAGCGCCGAGUAUUUGGCUUUUUUAAAAGAUGAUUACACUUUUCAAAAAGUGAUGCGAGACAGGGACCAAUUUAAUAUUAGUUUUCUACAAAUAGUCGUCCCUACGUUAAUAGAUGUUUGCCUAAGGUUUAAGGAAAAUGAAGUGUUUGAAGAGACUUCAAAGCUGCUCCAAAAGUGUUUUUUUAGCACGAGUGUGAAACAAUUUGACUCUUAUUUAACACAAUUGUUUGCAAAAAUAAAAACUCAAGAAAAACACAGUCUCUGUAAAACAGUAUUGAAAUUUCUUACAAAUCUAUAUAACAAAAAUGCCAUUUGUCCUACAGGUUUCAAACUACUUUUCAAUUCACUUGUCUAUUCCCAUAAAAAUUUUAAUACAGUAUUUAAAAUGUUACUACUUUUGAUUGAAAUUAUUGGUUUUGACACCAGUACUGAAUUUAAUUUUAACAAGAUAAAAUAUCAUCUUGAAAACCCUUCAUUGAAUGAUUCUUUGAAUAUUUUACGCGAACUUCUAGAUGUUGUCUCUAAAACAAAAUUCAAUUUAGAAUGUAAUAUUGGUGACGUUACAUUCAAUGAUUUUAUUAAAAACUUAUUAAAAUCAAUCAUGGCUUUAACAAAAGUUCCAAACACAUAUUGUUAUCAGAUUUUUACGAUAGUUAUAGAAAUUAAUCCAUUGAUAAUCGAGUCACUUAUAAACGAAAUUCUUAUCUACACAAUGUUAAGUGACAACAGUCAGUGCAGAAAAGAAUAUGAGGAAUUGAUGAUUAAAAUAUUUGAAGUAUUUAGCAAAUUACACCGAAUUCAGAAUCUAAUAUCAAAAAUGAUACCAACAUUAAAAUCAGGACUUGAAAACCGUAAAUUAGAUGAAGCCAUUUACACAUUUCGAGGAGAGUUGAAUUUGAAAUCAGAUGAAAACAUUUUAUACAACAUUGACUGCAUUCUUCCCAAAUCAGUUUUAAAUUAUUUCACUAACUGUAUCAUAAAUUUGGCCAGUUGGCAAGUGAUAAAUUUGUUCAAAACGCUGUUAUUUCACUUUAAUAAGACUGUAGAAGAAUUACCGGAAAAAACAGAAGAAACAAUUUAUACCGAAAUUUUGAGUUGCUUUAUUUGUUGGGUUUUAAUGAGUGUGCGAAUGGCGGAACACACCGUGGCCUCAACUACUGUCGUUAAAUUCGUUGGGGGCUUGGAGGAGCUCAGAAACGUGUUAGGAAAGUUGGGUAGGACUUUAUUGCAACGACCACAUAAUCAAAUUUUAAUGAGGGCUUUUUUGAAUAUAUCGUACUAUUGGGCCGAAAUUUACAUGUCAUUGGAGUACUAUUCAGUCAAGCACGAUUUUAAUUUGAUAAAAGUCAUAAAUUCGAAUUUUUCGGCGUGUAAUUUAACAUAUCUGCAUUCGUAUUUAACCGACAAAGAGUGGUGUUUAAUUUCUGAAAGGAUUAAUAAUUUCGGAGAAAAACCGUGUAAACAAAUAAUGCAGAGACUCAUGAUUCAGAAAUUGCGAGCGAUGUUAAUGUCUCAUGAUAGUAACAGUGAGAUAACGACGGCGAUUAUUCGGACAUUGUCAUCGGAGUUUGACGAUAGUUCUGUUGAAAUUUUCACGGAUAGAUUCGUGAUCAAUCAUUUGCUUGACAAAAUGCCUUCCACGAUAAUUGUGAAUUUGUCAGAAAUUAUUUUACAAGAUUUAUUAGAGGGUACUGGAGAAAUAUUUAAACAACCACACAUUUACGACUCUCGGCUUAUAACAGAAGGCAUUCUUUGUGUCAUUUUUACAAAAAUUAAUAAAUUACUCAAACAAAAGCGAAAACAUGACGAUGCAACUUUACGAAAAGCGCACUACUCAAAAAUUCUAUCUCUCUUACCCACGGACAUGUUUUUGGCUCCUAAUAUUGGAGAAUUUUUGGUUAAAGCCUCAGAGGUUGUCUCCGAAGGUGAUGAACAAAUCAUAGAUUUGAAAUUACACAGUGAUAAAAUUCAGGCAUAUUUAGACGCGUUUAGAAGGCUCCCAGUACUUUUUGCAAGUGAGGAUACACAAAAAUUUAUAAUCCUACUGUUAUUCUCGUUGCUCAAAGAUAUAAAUCACAGUAAUUGCGAGGAAGAAAUAAAGAACGGUUGUGAAAGUCUCAUCAUUAGCAUUAUACAACAUAAUAAGUUUACUUUAUUGGAUAUUUUUGAAGCGAAUAUCCUUGUAAAACUCCUAAUUGAGAAUGUUGUUAAAAGUGAAGAUCUGUUCACCCACAUCGUCCAAAGUGCAUUUAAAUGUGAUUCGGCGAUUGCUAAAUUUGAAUCAGGAAUUGCAUUUAUUAAAGGCAAUCUUAAAUCAAAACAAUGUCUGCGAUUUGCAGUAAAUGUACUGCUUGUGCUUCACAAAAUGAAAAAAAUUAAAGUAUCUCCAGAGUCCAAGGAAUUAUGUUUGAAAUAUAAAACGGAUAUUUGUCAUAAAAUCGCUAAAUUGGUGUUGAAGAAAAGUCCAGAGGAUGGUUUGAUUGAACCGUUUGCUAUAGUUUUGAAAUCGUUCUUGGCCAAAGACGAAGAUGAUAAUCUUUCCAAAUUAAAAAUUUCGUUAAGCGAUUAUGUGGAGUAUUGUCUUGAGAAUUUGUCUGAUGAGAAUAUCAAAGGCAGUUUAUUACUGUUUUCGACAAUAUUGUUCAAUAAAUCCUUGUUAAACAAUCUCGAUGAUGCUUUUAUUUUGCGAAUUUACAAUAGUUUGAAACGUGUAACUGUAAAGACUGAGAUGUUGGAGGAAUAUUCGCAGUUAAUGAUUCUCAUCACGUCAUUAAUUCCAAAUGAACAGUUUUCGAAAAUUUUUGACGAUUUGCUGAAAGUGACGACGAAAUCAAUCGAUUUGAGAGAAAAUAAAGAGUUCUGCAAACACCUAAAAACCUGGUCUUGCAUCCUGUCUACAAAUUUCAAUCCCGUCAAAACUAACAUUUUGCGUGAACAACUCGAAUUUCUCUUGGAAAAAUUAAUUCUCAUGUUGAAAUCUGUUGAUUAUAGCGAAGAAUUAUUUGAAGAAGUUAUCCAAUUUGAGCUUUCAAUUGUUCAAGCAAAUCACGUGCCAUUAAGUGCUGCCAUUAUAGAUUUUUCCCUGUUAACAGUUUCAAUUUUAAUGAUGAAGAAAGAUCACGACUUUAUACAUUGUUUUAACUGUGGCAUAACUUUGUUGGAAAAUUUGUUAAAAUCCCGAAAUCCGUUAAUUAUGGAUCGUUUGCCUCCGUAUUUGUUGCAGUAUAGAGUACUGUUAAAAGGUUUGUGUUUGAAAAGUAGUUCAAAAGCGAUAGCAGAAUCAAGCGACGGGCAGAAGAUUGCUGAUUGUGCACAUAAAUUAGAAAAAUUGACAAAGAGUCUUGCUGAUUGUACCAAAGAUAUGGCAAGGAUUGCAAUGUAUUUGAUUGCAGAUAUUUUGGCACAGUAUGAAAUGGACACGCUGUACCCUAACGUGAAGAAACAUUUGGAUAAUUGUAUAUACAGCCUAAUUGCUUUGUGUGAUCAUCAUGCAGUUCAGUAUUUGAUGAGAGUUUUAAGCAACGCGUCUACUGAAAUAUUUAAAAUUAUGUAUGAGAAUUAUAAAACAUAUUAUAGGUUUACAGGUAAGGUGUAAAAUAUGUUUAUAAUAAAGAUCACUUUUUCGAUUUUUUUUAUUGA